This is a messenger RNA of Rotaria sp. Silwood2, 519 nucleotides long. Lineage: Eukaryota; Metazoa; Rotifera; Eurotatoria; Philodinida; Philodinidae. The record is from the annotation of a GenBank genome assembly.
AUGAUCAACAUAAAAAGUUGUCUCUUUUUCUUACUCUUGAUAUUUUUGGCAGCUAGUUUGGACAAAAGAUCCGAUCAACGUGCAGCUUCACUUCGAAAUCUUCUAGAUGAAUAUGAAACUCACCGAAAUCGACGAAUUUUCUUGAAAGAUAUUGAAGAUGAAGUAAAUGCAAAGCACAGUAAAGACCAUUUAGACUCACGUCGUGAAUGGGUGAUAAUAACAAAUCCUGAUGGAAUUAUUAUAACUCUUCAAAAUCGUGCUGCAAUGAAUACUCGUCUUCAAGUACUUUAUACAUAUCCAGAUUGUGAACCAUUUUUAAUGCAAAGUGGCACAAUAAUGACUCAUCAAACAAAAUCAGUAACACUACCAUCAUAUGCUCAAAAUAUAAAAGUUACUGUUCAAAAAGAUAUGUUUGCUAAUAAUUGGCGUGAUGUUGAUACUGUUUCAAUGAAUGGUACUACACUAUGCUUACGUGUUGUUGGUGUUACAGUCUCCUCAAAUAUUCGUCCAUGCGAAUAG